Molecule: messenger RNA, 5145 nt
Organism: Phytomonas sp. Hart1
Lineage: Eukaryota; Euglenozoa; Kinetoplastea; Trypanosomatida; Trypanosomatidae
Source: the annotation of a GenBank genome assembly
AUGUCACGUUGUAACUCUGAGAACAGUAAUACAUCCUCAGUUGAAUAUUAUGGGGAAGACCUAAGCAAUUCUGUACACGACACCAAUCUGAGAGAUUUGAUAAAUAGUCGCUUUCCGUUGCUUUCCGUGGUAGAGAUCGACAGUGUUAAAAACAAUAGUCUUGAGGAUGAAGAGGAGGAGGAUAAAAAAGGUAUAAAAAGUGGUGUGUAUACUAACAUGAGCAGUUGCGGGCGAACUGCACUUCUCACGAAGGGUGGUUUUCGGAAUGGAAACUCGUGUGAAGGCAUGUGUAGCAACGGCAUCUCGGGUCCUACAAAUGAGCUAGAAAUUAAUAGUAGAAAUAAGAGGCCUCAAAGUACAGAUGCACUGAAUAUUCGUACCAUUUUAAGUGCAUCAUUGCUCCACACCAGCACUCUCCAAGCGUUCUUUUUUUUAGUCUGUUGUUACGCACAGGAGCACUUUCGGGGUCGAUUGUAUUCCCUGUCUACACCCCAUACUUUACUUGGUGAACAGGCAACAUAUGGAGACCUUGUGAAGUACCCUGUUAAGUAUCCAGAAAAUAAUAAUCAAGGACAGAAAUCUAUAGGGAUGGCAAAAAUCAAAACGGAUGAAUGUCACUCAAUCGUCCAAACUGAAGAGAAGCUUCUUUUGGAUCCCCAUAGUACAUCCCUUUUUAAUAGUGUGUCUUGUGAUGCAAGCCUAAAUUUUGCUUUUUGGGUGCAUCCUGAAAAACUUUCGAUAGCAGAACCUACUUCUCAUUGCAUUUCCACCGAACUGGGCCAAGCACAAGACGAAAAGAAAUCAAGCGAAAAUGAAACGAAAAAUACACGUGUAGAUAGGUUAUCCUGUCGUGGAAACGAAGCUGUGGGUAAAUAUUUUCAAACUGAGAUCCAAACUUGCUAUGCGAUUGAGGAUGCCUUGCGUCAUUUAAUACAUGCAGAUGAACGCUGCAAGUCUAACAAAUCCUUUGCUAAUCAUUUCGCUCCUGGUGAUGUCUCUGAAGGGAAUAAAACCUCAGAGGGUUAUCUGACAAAUAAACCGAGCCAGACGAAGAUCAACGAUUUAGAGGCACUGUUUGAUCGAGACCCUCAAGUCUCAUCACCUGAAGCAAUAAACAACAGAUUUAACGAGCCCAAAGCAACUGUUCUUGAAUCUUCUCAUAUUUCCUUAGAAUACUUCAAGCAACACAUUGAGAAAAUCUGGCAUGAGAAGCUUCAGAAACAACACAAUGAACAACAGUAUGAAGACAACCAGCGCUUUUUCCUACAGCUGCAUGAGUUGCAUUAUUUAGUAACAGAUGCAAUACAAUACGCAUUACUUCUUACACAACUACAGUCAGUUUCACCUUUUCCGGCAGGACUAAGUGGGUGGCGUCCUGUAAGUGGACAAUGCGACUGCGCACAACUACCGUACUACAGGUAUCCUCCACCUCUAUUUCGAACUAGCUCCUUCACUAGCGGGACAAUACGAUUGUUGGAGUGGCUACGUACAUGGAAACCACAAGCUGAAUCCGAAGCCACAGCCAGCUUCACCGAAAGCGGCAAAGCAGGAAACAAGAACGGACGGAGUGCAACUCAUGAUAAGAAAAUAUCUCAUGCAAACACAGUUAAGGAGUCACAAAGACAAAGAAAUACAACAACAACUUCUCUGCUCUCUACUGCUCAACUAAAAGAGGAAGAAGGGGGUAGUCUUGAGACUGAGGAGGACAUCUCAAAGGAUCAUAAGCAAAAAGCAUUUCCAGAAUUGUCUGAGAUCGCCGUCUCUAAAGAAAAUAAAGAGCAGUCAAUAGCAAGCAAAGCACACAUAAACUCUGAAGGAAUUGUUGAGAUGAUGGUGGUAAAAACCCAGCAGAGGACACUAUCGAAACGUUUCGUGUCUGAUGUUUCACUGGACACAGGUCAUCCAAUGUGUAAACGUCUGAAAACUGAAAAACUAAUCCCCGAAAGUGAUUUAGGAAUGAAUCACAUGCCAUCCACUCUAUCAACACCCCUUCCCCCCCCUGAGUCUCAGCGUGUAUUUGCCCAAGAGGCUUACAAACGAUACUGUCAGCUCUGGCGCGAUACCUCGUAUGAGGUUCUGCCCUUUCCACGUAUUCGUUUCUCAGGGAAUAUUGCGCAAGGUGGUUCAGGCUUCCCAUCAUGGUCCACGUCAGCUUCACCGGUUGCCCGAUCAGAAAGUCCACGCGUAUGCGUUUCAUUGCCCUUUUCCAAAGAAAUACGAAAAGAGGAGGAAACUCUCGCUCUCGGGACGAUCUGUGGGACCUAUGUGGAUACAUUCGGCAACCGGCUACGCAGCGCAAGGCUUGCGAGGCUAGAAGCUGAGCGCCGUGCUCAUAGACGUUUGAUGAGCCGAAAGCGUUCAAAACGACGUGGAUAUUUUACCAGAGAAGACACCGGAGAGGAUGUUGAUUUCCUAAGUAAGGUAACCACGAACCUGUCGUUUAAUGAUUUCCCACUCAUUUUACAACGGCAACAACAAGACGCCCUUUUCUAUCAGUCUGGUAUUACUAGAUCAUCCCUUUUUUGUGAUAAAAUUGAUAGUAAAAGCAGCCGAUGCUUAUCACCAUCAUCAUCCUCCUCUUUAGAGACGCUAUCUUCAAACGGAGACAGCGAAAAUGACUUAGAUGAUGCCAUCACUAACAUUGCGGUGCUUAGUGGACCGACCGGCUCCGGCAAAACUGCAUCUGUAUACCUGGCAGCUGAGCUGCUUGGGUUUCACGUUGUCGAAAUGAAUACUUCGGUACAGCGGUCACCGAAAAACGUUGAGCACCUUCUCGCAGAGCUCACACGCAGCUAUCGACUGAAACGAUCUCAACGUGGUAAAUCCACCUUGAGUAUAGAGGAAGAGCUCAACAGGAUGAAGCGAGAGCAUGCUCUAAUGAUGACGACUGUGCUUGAUGAAGCAGAGAUGGCGUGCCUAGCGAAGCAGAAAGCUCCAGAUAAAAGAAGGGCAAAUGGUAUAUCGGCUCAAGCUGUUGCAACAUUCUUCGGUCUUAAAAAUUCUUCUAAAGUUGAGAAAAAAAAUAGUGACGCGGAAGUGAAGACUACCGCGAAGCCACAAUCUACAUCUCGUGAUCCCGCAAAGGAAUUGGAUGCACCUUCUGUUAGUCCUUCAACAAACGCAAUCGGCGACUUAGUGAAAACAUGCCAAAGUGAAAACUCUCACCCUCCAGAGGUUGUGAAGAGCAAUGACUGCAGCGACAUUUACAAACGCAAUGUUAAAAAGCCUUCUGGUGCUACCCUCCUUCUGAUCGAAGAUGCUGACAUCUUGCUUGGUAAUGAGGCUUCUAAGCCCUUUUAUGCAGCUAUACGCGACCUCGCAAAGAAGAGCAAAGUUCCACUCGUAGUUACAGUGUCAACAGAUCAUUUGUCUGCGGGAUCAGAGAGUCCUGCAUGUAAGGAAGACGUUUUAGCUUCUAAUCGGUACGAUCUGGACGAGAGCAGCAUGAGUAUGUUUUCGAUGUUGCAUUCUCAAGGAAUUAGUAUGGGUUCUAUCGCUGAUACUAGGAACCACCAGAAAAAUACCUUUGCAGAUCAAACUGAGGUACAGAACUAUUUGUAUGGUGAUGAAAAUGCCGUAGCACAUAUAUCCGAGUCCAAUCAUGGUAACGGAUGUGGCUUUGCGCGCAUUGCAAUGAGUGCAGCACUGGUAGCACAGUAUUUUGGUAAGCAAACUCCAUUUUUGACAUUGAAACCGAUGUCAAAGGCGUCGUUGUUUACAGAAUUACUGGUGAUUGGUGCAGUCGAAUUAGGCUUACUCAAGGUACUCUACCCGGAUGGUUCUUCGGAAAAUAAGAACUUAUCACAAACCGAUGACACUAUGCUUCUGAACUCGAAUGAAUAUAUUUUUUCUCGCAAAAGAAGUUCUGUUCAGAAGAAAGGCACCAACACUAAUUCGAAGAGCCCAGUUUCCUCUGUCACAGAGAGGGUGUUGCAGGAUUGUACUCUUGAGUUGUGUAAUAUCGAGCGCUUUGAGGCUCUUUCCGCGCGCCUCCGCGAGGAAAUCUAUGGCAGAGAUCUCUCACAGUUUGUUUGCAGCUCUUCAUGCUGCGAAAACCAACCGUACCACACCGCAGACGCUGCAGUGGCGGUCACUAAAACAAUGUUUGGAAACAGUGAUAUUAGAAACUGGCUGAACCGACUUCAUUGGCUUCUAUUGGGCUUUCGCUCUGAAAGCACAACACCCGUUGUGUGUAAUGAAGCCCUCAAUGGCCACACCGAUGUUGCCUCAGAGUGUGCUGAUCUCAAAAGGUCUGACCCAUCGCCAAAUGUCAUUAACCGCGGGUUAAAUGCAGCUGAACUCGUUCAAAGGACUUUUCAAAGAGUGCCAUGGCAAGAAGCCUCAGUGUGGGAUACGUCUUACGGGCGCUAUCAAGCAGCAGUCACCUAUAAUGAACUGCAUUGCCCACGUCAAGAGAGGUGGUCGAAACAGCAUCUUGUGACGUGCUCGGUGGCGGAUUUACUAUCAGAGCUAGAUACUUGCGAUUUACCCUUACAAACUAAGGGACAACCAAAGGUGCCAACAUCUACUUCGCGUUCCCCUCCGCCUCCACUGUUGUUCCCGAGUCGUUCACCGGCAUCACCAUCCGCUUCUCUCAGCAGCGACUUUAGUGCGGCAUCAAUAUCUUUUUCUAUGGCGCCUAUUCCCUCAGCAGUGGAGGAAGUCACUACAAGGCUUCAAAGCAGUGUUACUUCUGGUGGUAAUGGUCUUAUAUGCCAUUCUACUGACAAAGAUAGUAUAGUCCUCGUUGGACUCAAACCUGUAGAUGUGCUUUUGCCUUACGGUGACGCACAACGCUGGCUUCAGGUGCUCAACGAAAAUAUACGUAACAGCACUGGGUCACAGGCAAUGUGUUCUAUACCUUCAAUACCACCUCGUCCAGAGAGUGUGAUUGCUUCAUAUUUUUUCGUCGGAGGACAUGCUGAAGGAAUUAUUCGCCCACAGACGACGAUGCCCACAACAAUUGUACCGACAACUAAACAGCGUGCAAAUACACUUGAGGAGUGGUGGAAACGUACAAGGAAACGUGAGGCUAUCAAAAACUAUGUGGUUGGACGUUCAGCGCAUGUUUGCGAGGAUCUAUUGGGGGUUAGUAGCCUUUUAGUUUCACCUACAAACGCUGUGCCUACUAUAUUGAAUCCUUAG